UGAGGGAAUAUAUGUCAAAAAGUAUGCUUUUCUCAGAGGACACUACCGCAAGGCUUUGCAUGGUGUCCAAGGCACUCACUAAUAUUUGAGUUUUAUUUUUUUAUUUAUUUCACGCGUGCAGUUUUUUGCAGUUUAAUUUCUCAGAAGUUUUUUUUGCGAAUUUUAUUGCAGCGUUGAGAGCGAUAAAGGGGUUAAAGAGAGUAAAGCGGGGAAAGUGAAUCAGUAUGGAAGAAAAUGAUCACGGCAACAGAGACGUGGUGGAGCGGCAGGAGUCGGCGGAUGAAUCAAAUAGAGCCAUCCUUCCCCUGUUACAGGCGCCGGGGAACCUGCAGAUCCCUCACCGGGUCACCAAUUUCUUCAUCGAUAACAUCCUGCGGCCGGAUUUCGGACGGAAAAAGGACGGGAGCGCAAACCGAGAAGAGAACAGCGUGGCAUCGCGGGAGAGCCACAACAGCCCCGACGCCCCUCAGACCGAGCCGGUGGGGAACACGGUGCCGGCGGAGGGGACCUCCACUCCACACACGGUUACCGGGACCAAGAAGCCCGCUAUAGCCGCCGAGGAGCCCCUGAAACCCCGCGGGGAGAGCGGAGACCAGUGCCUAAGCUCAGACUCAGACAGUUCCCAAGCCAGCUCAAACCCAUCCCAGCCUCAGCCCAUGCUGUGGCCAGCCUGGGUCUACUGCACCAGAUACUCGGACAGGCCUUCUUCAGGGCCAAGAUCUCGCAAACCAAAGAAGAAAACGACCAGCAAAGAGGACAAGCGACCACGGACGGCCUUCACAGCAGAGCAGCUGCAAAGACUAAAAUCGGAGUUUCAGACAAAUCGGUAUCUGAGGCAGAGGCGGCAGAACCUGGCGCAGGAGCUGGGCCUGAACGAGUCCCAGAUCAAGAUCUGGUUUCAGAACAAGAGGGCCAAAAUCAAGAAGGCCACCGGCGCUAAAAACUCUCUAGCCUUGCACCUGAUGGCACAAGGACUGUACAAUCACGCCACAGUCUCGUCGAAAGACGAAAAAUCAGACAGCGAUUGAUUUCCAGAGCAGCAGCCUCCUGACGAAAAAGAACCUAUAGUAAUCUGAUAGAUUUUUAUAGAGAUAUCACCGCAAAACUACAGGAAUAUUUAAAGAUACCACAGCAGAUAAAAGUUCUAUUACUAUCACUAUAAUGCUG
Plectropomus leopardus (leopard coralgrouper) is the source of this 1167-nucleotide messenger RNA. RefSeq names its product engrailed homeobox 2a (gene en2a). Lineage: Eukaryota; Metazoa; Chordata; Actinopteri; Perciformes; Serranidae. Gene Ontology annotation, biological process: neuron differentiation; multicellular organism development; regulation of transcription by RNA polymerase II. Gene Ontology annotation, cellular component: nucleus. Gene Ontology annotation, molecular function: DNA-binding transcription factor activity, RNA polymerase II-specific; RNA polymerase II cis-regulatory region sequence-specific DNA binding. The record is from RefSeq and is a predicted model, not a curated record.